AUGCUCUACCAGAUCCUCAAUCAAGCCAAGAAGCAUCUGAGCAUGAUUCUCCUCCUUGAGUUUAUUGGAGAUGGAGGUACUGGAGCAGCACUGUAUGUCUUACAUCCAGCAUUGUUCAAUCCAGAUGUUACUUGGGACAGAAAGAAUGACCCAGAGCCCUGGAACAAACUGGGUCCCAAUGAUCAAUACAAGUUCUACCCAGUUAAUGUGGUUUACAGCAAACCAAAGAAAGAAGGUCUUGUAAAAUUGCUUUUACAAGAAUGA
Molecule: messenger RNA, 264 nt
Organism: Pongo pygmaeus (Bornean orangutan)
Lineage: Eukaryota; Metazoa; Chordata; Mammalia; Primates; Hominidae
Product: cytochrome c oxidase subunit NDUFA4-like
Exons: 1
Coding region: 1-264 (87 amino acids)
Cellular component (GO): respiratory chain complex IV
Source: RefSeq, a predicted model, not a curated record